Messenger RNA from Anolis carolinensis (green anole), 1376 nucleotides. RefSeq names its product sulfotransferase 1C2. Gene Ontology annotation, biological process: sulfation. Gene Ontology annotation, molecular function: sulfotransferase activity. The transcript has 9 exons. The record is from RefSeq and is a predicted model, not a curated record. Lineage: Eukaryota; Metazoa; Chordata; Lepidosauria; Squamata; Anolidae. The coding region runs from base 331 to 1233 and encodes 300 amino acids. Gene Ontology annotation, cellular component: cytoplasm.
UGCAGUGAAGAAACCUUUGAUCCACUUCCUUUGGGGAGGAACCUUCCAGCCCUUUUAGAUUAAUAACCAAUUAUGUGCCAGUUCUUUCUUAUACUAAGAAAGGAAGAAUUAUCGGGAAGUCUCUGAAGCAUCAACACAUCAUGGACAAAAGGUAGAAGAAAUUAUGGGAGUGUUUUCACAAAGUGUGCCUAAGCAAGGUAUGAGUCACCACAGCCAGCACUACUUCUUUAACUGUGUGUGUGAGAGAAAAAUAACCUGCUUAUUUCCGUAUUGUUCACAGUGGGCUUUAGCCACGACUAACUAAAUUUCCAUCAAUUUUGUUUGUAAACAAUGUCCAAAGAAAAAGGGCAAGAUCUUAAACCAAUGGAGCGCCCUCAGUUAGGUGAAAUAGAUGGCAUUCUCUUGGCAAAAUCCACCUGCGAUGAAUGGAGCCGGAUUCAGAACUUCCAAGCAAAGCCAGAUGAUCUUCUCAUUUGCACAUACCCCAAAGCAGGUACAACAUGGAUCCAAGAGAUAGUGGAUAUGAUCCAACAGGAAGGUGAUCUGGUGAAAUGUCAGCGCGCGCCCCUGAAUCACCGACAUCCAUUCAUUGAGUGGGCAAGGCCACCACAGCCAUCAGGGAUUGACCAAGCAGAAGCAAUGCCCUCUCCACGGAUUCUGAAAACCCAUCUGCCUGUGCAGUUGCUCCCUCGGUCCUUUUGGGAGCAAAACUGCAAAUUUCUUUAUGUGGCAAGGAAUGCCAAGGACUGCAUGGUGUCCUAUUUCCACUUCCAAAGGAUGAGCAAAUUGGUUCCUGACCCAGGAACCUGGGAUGAAUAUUUUGAAGCAUUUAUGGCAGGAAAAGUGGGCUGGGGCCCGUGGUACGAUCAUGUGAAAGGCUGGUGGAAGGCAAAGGACACCCACCGUGUGCUAUUCCUCUUCUAUGAAAAUAUCAAAAAGGACCCAAAACGUGAAAUCCAGAAAGUGAUGCAAUUUGUCGGGAAGCAACUAAAUGAAGCAACACUGGAUAAGAUUGUCCACCAUACCUCAUUUGAAGUCAUGAAGGACAACCCCAUGGCCAACCGGGCUGGAGUGCCCAUUACAGUCAUGGACCAGUCUAUUUCUCCAUUCAUGAGGAAAGGGACAGUUGGUGACUGGAAGAACCAUUUCACAGUAGCUCAGAAUGAGAGAUUCAACGAAGACUACAAAAAGAAGAUGGCAGAUACAACCCUGACUUUCUCAAUGGAACUCUGAGGUCCAAAGUGCCAGUGAUGGAAAUCCUAAAAACAUUCCCUGUAAAGCAGGAUGCAGCUCAGCUCUGUCUUCAGUACUUUAAUUUUUUUCUAGCCGGUCUGUAGACCCUUAUAAUUUCAAAUAAAAAAGGCCUUUCAAAAUUU